AGGAGGAGUAAGUGAAUUUGAUUGUCGUCAGAACUAGAUUGCCAUAUGAGUUCUGAAAAGCGUUUGGCCCCUGAGGAUAACUGCUCUAAAAAUAGAUUUGGAGGAGAGGUUUCUCUUGGGUCCAGUUUCGUGUUCCAGCUGAGCUGGCUUUAGGAAACUUGUUUGCUCCUGUUGCAAGACUACAGUGAGGAUAAAUUGUUUCUUAUUCUGCCUUCAACGUUAAUUUUGGAGAUAUCGACACACUCGCUUUGUCUGUGGAAAUCGAGCACUAAUGUUAUGGCUGACGACACAGAGACUAAACAUGGAGGAAGCAAGAAUGGAAAGAAAGAAGGCCUCUCUGGAAGCUCAUUUUUCACCUGGUUUAUGGUAAUUGCUUUGCUGGGAGUUUGGACAUCAGUAGCAGUUGUCUGGUUUGAACUUGUAGAUUAUGAAGAAGUUCUAGGCAAGCUUGGGAUAUACGAUGCUGAUGGAGACGGAGAUUUUGAUGUGGAAGAUGCUAAAGUAUUGCUAGGUGAGGAGCCAGGAGGGGUAGCCAAGAAAAAAACUAAAGUCAAAGUAAAAGAAGUAAUUAAAGAACCGCUCAAGAAAUUAAAGGAGAAGCAGGAAUCCAAGAAGGAGGAAAUCAAAGAUGAGGAAGGAAAAAAGAAAGCCAGGAAAGGAAAAGAGGCUACUGAUCGAAAGGACAAGAAAGCUGUUGAUAUGAAUAAAUUAAAGAGAGAUUCUGACAAGGCUAAAAAAGACAAAGGAAAAGAAAAGGAAAAAAGCCUAGACAAAAAUGUGAAAUCCAAGGAGGCUACAAAAAAAUCAGCCAGUGAAAAGGAUGGUACUAUUCAGGUGGGAAAAGACAAAGAAACAAAAAAGAUAGUUAAAAACCCCUCCAAGGAAGACAAGAAAGAAAAGAAAUAAGCAGAGUUCUGGUUGUGCUAAUGAAGAACAGACCUCAAGAAUGAGAAAUUCAGCAUAUUUAUAUGAAUGUGGUAAAUAUGGCAAUAAGAAGAUAAUGUUUUCUGGUAAUAAGUGUGAACAAAGGCUAUAUUUAAUCAUUUUUUGAAAACUGUUAAGUGUGUACUGGCAUUGUAAACACAAAGCAAAAAUGUCUGCUGUGAAUCUCAAAUAUGUACAUAUGUUAAUAUGCCUGGCUAACAAUGUGUACUGAAAACAGAAAUAUCAAAUUGAUGCAAAUUACUUCAAGCAUACUCUAAAUCUCGGUGUUUUUGUUUCUCCCCCCCCCCGGUAUUAAAAUGCUGUUUUCUUGAUGUGGGGAUGAAAGUGUAAUGUUGUAUAUCAAAUGCAAGUUUAAAAGCAAUAUUAAGAGGAUUACCUGGACACAUACACUGGAAACUCACAAAAAAUAUUUCUGUUUCACAAAAACAACUAAGAGGAGCAUUAAUAGAAUGUAUUGUCAUAGGAGCUUAGCAAAUAAAUGUAAAUUAUUCCCUGCUAAACUUUUUUCCCCUAUGUAGACUGAGAAGACUAUUUUAUACACGAACAAACAAACCAACUUUAGUGUUGCGUUUAUUUAUGAGACUUCACUGUAUACUCAACCAAAUUUAUUGAUCCUGUGACAAUAUGUUCUGCUUUUCUUUCAUCCUUUCUUUCUUUCUUUCUUUCUUUCUUUCUUUCUUAGCUAUCUUUCUUUCUUUCUUUCUUUCUUAGCUAUCUUUAGGUCUGAAAACUUGAUUCACUGUCACUUUUCAGUUUACUGUGUCCUGAUUUUUUCCAAGUUUUCCAAGCUUCUGGUAAUGAACACUGCUGAAAAUUAGGCCACCUAUUUCACCAUUGAUGGGUAUUGUUGGAUUCCAAUCACGUUUUAAGAAAUGAUAUGUUACUACUGUAUUUUGGUUAAACUUCUUUGGAGAACAGCUUGUGUAUUAUUAUUUUCUUCAAACAACACUUUUGAAGUACGCGAUACUUCUGUAAGCAAGCUCCUGUGUUAGUUUGCUCUUACAGCUUCUGUAUAUUUAACACCAAGGAAUGAUUCAUCUAGCAGCCUCAUUAGAAUAAACAAAGUUACAAAACAUUUCUUCAGAGAUAUUUCAGUAUGGUAUUGAAUCUAUACUUGCUUUCAAGUUUAUAUGGAAAAGCAAUAUUUUUUAAUUUUACUAGACAAAUAAUAUCACUUAGUAUGUAGAAAUAUUAAUUGCACAAUAAAAUUACACAAGAUUCAGAACAAAAUUUGUAAUGAAAGUUGAAGAUUUAUUAUUGUAAUACUGCAGUAAUGUUUUAAAGAAAACAAAACUAUGGAGUGAAAUUGAGCAUGAGUAUAUAUAUGUGGGUGGUGGUGUAAGAUAAAAGUCCUGAAGGUUGAUUCUGUUUGUGGUUUUGCUUAAAUUUUGUGUAUAACAGUUGGCAAUACACUUACCUCAGACUUUCGAUACAGCACAUACAUGUGUCUAACAUGGUUUGAUCCAUAGAGCUAUAAGAUGUGGUAAUAGGGUAAGAUAUCUGAUUUUUUUUUUUUUUUUUUAGAGGAAACUUAUGAAAAACAGUUCAAAUGAAAGCUGUAGAAAAUAGUGCAGUAGCUUAAGGUUCUGGCUGUGAUAAUUAACAGAGAUGAUAUACCGAGCUAUUUUCUAAAUAUUUAUAUAUGUGUGAAGAAGGAGGGAGAAGAUGGGUGUGUUAUGAACAUUAUAGUGCUUAGCAAAAAACUUGACAGAAUGAAGAUCUAAUAAAUGCAUUGCAUAAUGAGCAUUCUCUUAGGUUUUGGUGAUGAUAGACAUGUUUAUUCAUCUUUGCUCUGACAGAUGUUAAGAUACAUCUUUGAUCGAGGAGCACUCAAAUCACACUUCUCAAGAAUGGUGGCACAGUGGUAUAGUGCACAUCACUUUUUAUUUUCUCCCUGAUGUGACAGAAGUUUUAACUGUCUGGGAGUGAAAUUUGGAAUGAAUUGCCUUUCUGAUUAACAUAUUACUGUAUCUAUGACCCAAAGUUUAUCUGGUUCUAAAAAAGUUUUUUUUUUUCCAAAGAACAUUUUAUUUGAGCAGCACUCCAAGCUAUACAGAUAGCCACACAGUAAAAUGAGAUCUUUGCCCCAGAGAUCUGUUUUGCUGUUGUGUAUCUCUAUGAAAUAUUAUUGUCAUUCAUCUUAACGUGGCAAGUUACCACAAAGCUCAAAAAAUGCACCACACAAGUAAAAACUGAGUGCAACUUUAUUUUGAUAAAAAGAUGAGAGAAAAUAGUAUCUUGCAAAAAGUAAAUGACUUGACAUACUACAUACUCAACAGGAUUGAAUAGGAAUUGGUGAUAAACACGAUAGAUGUGUAUAAAAAGCUUGAAAACAAAGUUGAGAAAUGUGCAAGCAAAACAAAGAAAUACUCUUGCUAGUCCCUUCUUUCCUUUUACACACCCUAAGUGCUUGUUGGCUGUGAAAUAUUGAAUAGCUUUUGAAAUACUUUGAAUCCAUUUAUUGUUCAUGAAGCAGAGCAAGUGGUUGUCUGGAAUUGGAGAUGUGAAUUAUCGGAGGAUGUGAGGACUUAUUUAAAGAGGUGUAUAUGUAAGGGAAGUGAACUGUAUUUGAAAGCACGGUGGCUGUUUCUACGCCUCCAGAUUCUGAAACGUGAGACAGUGGCUAAUAUAAGUAACUGGUUUUAUCUCCGUAUGUACUUAAAGAUGAUUGUAGAAGGAAGUAACUUCUUACUCUUGUAGCCAUUAAUACUACUGUAGCAAAAGAUGAAUGUAAGUCUUAAUAUUUUUGAAUAUUUCAGGGUUUUUUUUAAUGACACAGAAGAAAAUUGGCAAAAAAUGAAGUGUAAAUUUGGCUUUUUUCUUCUAGCUUCUGAUCUUGACUCCGUAGUAGCGGACUCUUAGUUACAGUACUUUUAGGUACAGCCUAACUACUUAUCUUCAUGUAAUUUAACCAAUACAAAAAGGUGUAAGUAGAAUU
Messenger RNA from Aptenodytes forsteri (emperor penguin), 3883 nucleotides. It is a transcript of the gene ASPH, whose product is annotated as aspartate beta-hydroxylase. The transcript has 5 exons. The record is from RefSeq and is a predicted model, not a curated record. Lineage: Eukaryota; Metazoa; Chordata; Aves; Sphenisciformes; Spheniscidae. Gene Ontology annotation, cellular component: membrane; endoplasmic reticulum. Gene Ontology annotation, molecular function: protein binding; peptidyl-aspartic acid 3-dioxygenase activity. Gene Ontology annotation, biological process: peptidyl-aspartic acid hydroxylation. Bases 277 to 906 code for a protein of 209 amino acids.